Tribolium castaneum (red flour beetle) is the source of this 3156-nucleotide messenger RNA. RefSeq lists its product as uncharacterized. Gene Ontology annotation, cellular component: endoplasmic reticulum. NCBI's taxonomy places the organism in Eukaryota, Metazoa, Arthropoda, Insecta, Coleoptera, Tenebrionidae. The record is from RefSeq and is a predicted model, not a curated record. The coding region runs from base 121 to 2874 and encodes 917 amino acids. The transcript is spliced from 6 exons.
UCUCAAAAAUAACACAACGUUGUCUAAUCAUGUCAUAAUUAUGUUGAAUUGACACUUGUCAUACAAUUUUCUUAAAUUCUGUGCGGUCGUCAGUAAGUAUAGUAAUUGUUGAAGUGCAACAUGUCAACGAAACAGCGUGUUCGUCAGUUGGAAGCGUGCAGUCGCGAAAUGUUCGGCGAUAUGGUCCUCCACCACCAAACUCCACCACCUCAACAAUCGCUCUUCGGAGAAGUCAUCCAAGCGGUACCUGUUACACUUACGAUGCGCAAAACUUCGAUGGAAACACCGUCAAACAAAUACACGGACUACGAGAAACGACGAGCUUCCGAUUUAGUGGAAGAGCUUUUGGUCGACAUUUACAGCAACAUCAACGGGUCUGAUUACAACUCUGCAACCUCGAGCAAGUCCCAUCGCAGUUUCGUGGCUGAUAUUAAUAAUUUGCACGGGAAAGAUGCCACAGAAUUAUCAUCUCUUAUUAGUUAUUUGGAAUACCACGUGGGGCGCGCUGGGAGUGUUCUGAUACGGCAACUGAAGCGCCGCGACGCUUUGCGUCGUCAACAAGACGCACACUCUGACGUCAUAACCGGCCAACUUCUAAAACGAAGUGGUCCGGACAGCCCAGAGAUGCGUUUUUCAAUCCAACCAGGUCCUGGCGAAUCAGGAUUUUCUCAAUGGUUGGCAGCUAUGAAGAUGGUGGCUCAAUUGUCCGGUGGCAUACCUCCAGAAUUUCGAAAAAGAUUAUGGCUCACAUUGGCUGAUAGACACUUGGCAGCUCGUGGCAUCGAUUGGCCUAAUGUCGAAAGAAAUUGCUUCAGUGAGUGGUCGCAUCCAACCGAUUCGGAGUUGGGAGUUCAAAUUGUAAAGGAUUUGCACCGAACUGGUUGUAGCCUUUUUUGCGGAAAAGAUGGAAAGGAAAACCAGGCCUUGUUGAAGAGAGUGCUUCUGGCUUAUGCCAGAUGGAACAAAGCUGUCGGUUAUUGUCAAGGUUUUAACAUGUUAGCAGCUUUAAUACUUCAAGUGACUGAUAAAUGUGAGACUGACGCUCUAAAACUCAUGAUUUAUCUCAUAGAGGGGGUGCUCCCCGACUCAUAUUUCGCGGAUAGUUUGCGUGGACUUUCCGUCGACAUGGCAGUUUUCAGGGAGUUACUUCGGGCCCGAUUACCACGUCUUUCAAAACACUUGGAUGCUCUACAAAAUGCGGCCAAAGAAGGGACGACCAGUUACGAACCUCCCUUGACCAAUGUUUUCACCAUGCAAUGGUUUCUAACCCUAUUUUGCAACUGUCUGCCACAACCAACAGUUUUGCGCGUUUGGGAUUUGAUCCUUCUCGAAGGUAACGAGAUACUUCUUCGCACGGCUUUAGCAAUCUGGCAAACUUUGGCGGAUCGAAUAAUGGGUGUUCGAAGCGCGGACGAGUUCUACUGCAUUAUGGGUGCUUUAACUCGAGAACUGCUCGAGUUUGAGCUAAUUGAUGCAAAUUCUCUAAUUAAAACAGUAGUUGCGAUAGGUCCUCUUAACGAACUGAAGAGUCUCCGCGAACAUUAUUUGUACAACAUUAACCCGUGGGGUAGUUCUGUUCCGACAACUAUCUUUCCGGAUAGUAUAGACAAGCAGAUGAAACUGUAUGCCAAAGACAGACUGGUGUUGGAUAUAAGCGCCCUGAAGAAGCAAUAUGCCAAAUUGAAGCAGAGACAAAGACAGGCCCACAUUAUUUUUAGUGCUGCUAUCUCCAGACAACCUCCGCCAAGUGCUCCAGUAGCCAUGAACCACUUACUACUCGGGAAGAGUGCUCUGGUCCCGGCUAAAAGGUUAGGACCGCCUAAGGGAAGUAUACCUCCAGCUAGAACAACUCCCCCUAGCACCCUCUUGUGGAAGGAUGCUCCAAAAACAACCAGCGAUAGUUCUUCGUCAUCUGACACAGAACUGUGCGAUGAUCCAAGCGAAGGUUCUUCGGACGAGCAAGAUGAAGAAAUCAAAAGUCAAUUCGUUGAAGACAAUCCCGAAAAUCUUAUGAAUCAAGACAAUAAAGCCGCUGCUGAAGAAGUCGAAGCCAAUUCUUCCAAUAGUCAAAUUACUAGUGAUAUUUUUGAUAGUUCCGCUUCAACUAGCAUGAAAGACAUAUUCGACGUCGUAGCAGAAUCGGACGAUGACAGCGUCGACUUUGAAAAGUUUCUCGAAGAUCGUGUCCGUUGCCUUAAAACUCCAACAAAUGAGGAGCCGGAAGAGGACGACAGGAUUAAAUACGGGAGAAGAAACAGCGAACGCGCCUUACAAAUAAUUCAAGAGAAUUCGUUAAUUCUCCACAGAAUAAUGCAAUGCCAGUCGAGAUUAUCACCACCACCGCCCUUUGUCGAUCAGGACAAUGCAACCGAAGCAACAAUAGCAUCGCCAGGAGACAAAGAAGCGACAUCAAUGGCUUUCUACGACACGUUAAGCAGUAUUAACCUCGAUUCUUCGCCAACUCGGGAACCAAAACAGGAAACCACUCCUGAAUACGGCUCCAGAUAUAGCAGCAUACUUGAGAAGAGUCGGAACCUGGACGAAAAGUACAACAACUUGAUUUUAAAUGCCAGUGUUAUGAAUUUGAGAACUGUGAGUGAUUCAGGACUUGCUGACCCAAUUAUUCCAAGUGUUGUGAAUAACGAAGAAUCAAAAAAUGAGAAAAUCAAAAAUUUCUCGUUCAAUUUUGAUGAGGCUUCGUCUUGCUAUAACCCCACCAGUGUGAAACAAUGUUUAAAGUCCCCGUGCUCUGAUAAUAGUGAUAAAUCGCCAAGUUCAAAGUCACCAAAUAAAAUAUUCAACCCGUUCCCCAUUCCUUUGAAUUCGCGGCAAAACAAGGAAGUUCCUUUGAAACUGGGAUUGUACAAAAAAUGACAAAACAACUUUGUAUUAUUUUUAUUAUUGUUGUGCUUAUAAUAAGGAAAAGACUGCACUCAAAUUUGUUGUUAUUAUGAACAAAGUUGUAAAAAUUUAAUCGCAUUAACACUAUACUUGUAUGAACCAUCUAGAUUUGAUGGCGUGACAAACAUUUAUUAUUAAUAAAACCUUGUUGAUACUAUUUUGCGCUGUGCCAGAUCCGUUCUAAAGAUUUUAGCAAAUAAUAUAUUUCCUUAAAAAUUGUUAUAGCGUUGACUCAAUAAAUACAUUCUUGUUUAA